Messenger RNA from Labeo rohita (rohu), 3965 nucleotides. RefSeq names its product holocarboxylase synthetase (biotin-(proprionyl-CoA-carboxylase (ATP-hydrolysing)) ligase) (gene hlcs). Gene Ontology annotation, molecular function: biotin--[biotin carboxyl-carrier protein] ligase activity. The record is from RefSeq and is a predicted model, not a curated record. Gene Ontology annotation, cellular component: cytoplasm. Gene Ontology annotation, biological process: protein modification process. Lineage: Eukaryota; Metazoa; Chordata; Actinopteri; Cypriniformes; Cyprinidae. The coding region runs from base 216 to 2789 and encodes 857 amino acids. The transcript has 11 exons.
ACUAACGAACGUCCACAGACAUCCAGUCGACUCAAAGCGGAGAGUGUGAAUAGCUAGGACAGUGCUUAUUUAUUUCUUUUAUGUUGACGUCGGUGGCGUAACGGGAAGAGGCGGAGUCUGCAGCUCGACAACAGGGAAGAGCGAGAUGACAGCGGGUCAGUGAUCGCACUCCGGAGACUCAUGGGCUCCACAGCAGUCGCUCCGCGCGCCGAAAGAUGCUCAUCACGCUGUGCUACAUCUACCUGUGGGUGCGCUUCCAGAGAUAUUACACGGCCGUGAUCCGCAGCGCGUUGUACCGGCUGAGCGGCGGCCAGAGCAGCUUCACGUUCUGCGCGCUGAAGCCGGAGAGAGUCGAUCUGCCCCGCGAGCAGCGCUACAAACCCCCGCGGGAGGACACGCUCUUCCUCAGGCUCGGAGACAGAGUCAUUUACAUCACCGAGCCGCAGGCGUGUGACGACCUCAGUAAGUGGACUCUGUUGGGCUCUUCGCUGGUUUGUGGCCGAAGACUAGAAAGCAUCGCCUUCAUUAUUGAGGCCACUUCAAGACCGAAAGUUCCAGCGUCUCCACACAGAACCAAUGAGAAAGUGCUGAACUGGUCUGAUUACUGUCUGCCGUUGGCGUACAGUCCUGGACAGCCGUACCGAGCCGUCGCUGAAGCCAGCCUGGAGAAUUUCAGCCGCCUCGGUGUGGCUUUUAUGGAAGACCGUCUGCAUAUGGACAAUGGACUCAUCCCUGAAAAGAUAGUUUCCGUGUUACUCCGAGAGACGGCCCUCAAAGAGCUGUUCGAACAGCAGCAGGACGGCAGCGUCGAAGCCAAGCGCCACAGUGAGCCGACAGAGCCGCGAGACUCUCCGCAGCUUCCCAGAAAGAGCAGCCUUCAUCUGGAGGAGCCGGAGCUCCCGUCCGAACACCAGCACAUGGACGGACACCACCUGCACCUCUCCAGCUGCCACGAGUGUCUGGAGCUGGAGAACAGCACCAUUCUGUCGGUGAAGUUCGCCUCCGUGGAGAACAUCCCGGAUCUGCCCGACGACUACGCCGCCGCCGCCGCCGCCGCCGACGAGGAGAGCGUGAGGAGGAACGCCAGCGGGAAGCCGCCCAACGUGCUGGUGUUCACGGGCGGCUGCGAGGAGCGCUUCCAGAAGAUCCGCUCGCUCCUGGAGGAGUGCGUGGACACGGACAGCUACGUCAUCUACCACCUGCGGCCGCAGCAGGCCCUGAGCGAUCCCUGGCUGGAGAACACGCUGCUGCUGGUGCUCGCCACCGACCAGACGCUCACGCCGCAGCUGCAGCUGCGCUUCCUGUCCUACCUGAGCCAGGGCGGGAAGCUCCUGGGUCUGUCGUCGUCGCUGUGUCCCGCCGGGCUCGCGCUGCGGCCCAGAGACGCGCAGAAAGACCGCAUCUGCACGCUGACCUUCACCAAGUCCGACAGCACGGAGCUGCGGCUGAGCGCGUUGUCCAGCGGGAGCGUGUACGUGCGCGACGGCGACGGCGAGGUGGAGCUCUGGGGCGAGAUCGGCGCGCAGGACGGCCGCGAGAUGGCGAUCGUGCGUGUGACUCACGGAGAGGACAGCGGAGAGGCCGUCCUGUGUCAGGUGCGUUUGGAAACGGCUCCGGACGCCCAUGACGCUCAAGGCUCCGCCGGCUUCUCGGAACUCAAGAUGAGCAACGCCCGGCGCUACGAGGUUCUGACGGAGAUCCUGACGUCUCUGGGUCUGAGGUGUGAGCUGAGUCAGGUGCCGCCGCUCAGCCCCAUCUACCUGCUCGACACGCACACGGAGCAGACGGGCCGCUUUCUGCGCUGGCUGCGGGCGCAGACGGACGGUUCGGGUGGAGUUGUGCGGAGCACGGCGGGCGUCCUGAGGGCGGUGUGGGCCGGAGACGAGCCUCCGGAUCUGCGCGAGGGCGAGCUCGCGUUACACGCCGAGCCGCCCGAGAGCUUCUCCGAGCACUUCAGCCCGCAGACGUACCGCCGGCACCUGCAGACGCGGCGGCUCGGCCGGACCGUCCUGUACGCCGACGUCACCUCCACCACCAUGGACCUGCUGGACGGGUUGAUGUUGCAGUCGCCACAGGAAACGGGGUUAAUUGCCAUAGCGGCGCGUCAGACGCAGGGCAAAGGUCAGCGGGCCGCGGGGGGGAACGCGUGGUUGAGUCCGCUGGGAUGCGCCAUAUUCACUCUCCACCUGCAGCUUCCUGUGGACUCGCGGCUCGGCCAGAGGAUCCCGUUCCUGCAGCACCUCGUCGCCCUGGCCGUGGUGGAGUCUGUGCGAACACUGCCCGGAUACGAGGAUGUCGACCUGCGGCUGAAGUGGCCCAAUGACAUCUACUACAGUAACCUGAUGAAACUCGGCGGUGUUCUGGUCAAUUCCACCUUCAUCGAUCGAACCUUCCACCUCCUGAUCGGCUGCGGCUUCAACGUGAGCAACAGCAACCCGACCGUCUGCAUCAACGACCUGGUGCGGCAGCAGAACCGGGAGCACGGCCUCGGCCUGGAGCCGCUCGCUACGGCGCAGCUCAUCGGGCGCUCGGUCACGCUGCUGGAGCGCUACGUCUCGGAGUUCCAGCUGCACGGCUCGCAGGCGCUGCUGCCGCUCUACUACAGGAGAUGGGUGCACGGCGGCACACGCGUGCGUCUCUGGAGCGAGGACGGGCCCGAGGCCGAGGUGCUGGGACUGGACGAGAACGGCUUCCUGCAGGUGAUGGGAGAUCAGGGCGUCGUGUCCGUGCAGCCGGACGGAAACUCCUUCGACAUGCUGAGGAACCUGGUGGUGACCAAAACCAGCUGAAGAUCUCCAGUAUUUUCACAUCUCUUCAGCUGACCACGACCACACAGCAGAGUUGCUUAUCUGUCUAUUAAUACGAAUUUAUUUCACAGAAAUGUCUCUUUCUGAGUUGUUUUCAGGUCAAACGGCUGUUUGUGACCCUUCCUGCUACCAAGUUUAUGAGAUUAAAGUCAGAAUAUUUCGAGAAUAAAGUUGAAAUGCUAUGAGAAUAAUGUCAAAAUACUACAAAAGUAAGGUCAAAAUGCUACAAGAAUUAGAAAUAUUUAAAGAAAGUAGAAAUUAUGAGAAUAAAGUUAAAAUAGUUAGGGUUAGUUGUAGUAUUUUGACUUUAUUCUUGUAAUAUUUCUACUUUUUUCUCAUAAUUUCAACGUUUUGUUUUAAAUGUUUCAAUUUUAUUCUUAUAUUUCGACUUUAUUUUCUUAAUUUCAACUUUAUUCUCGUAGUAUUUCAACUUUUUUCUCGUAAUUUCGACUUUAUUCUCAAAAUAUUACAACCUUAAUUUCGUAAUCCUAGAUUUUAUUUUUUAACCUGGCACUACAACGCUGUUGUAAGAGUCAAACAGGAGAUUCAACAAGAAAACGUGAAUGUUGAGAAGUGGAUGUGAUGUUUUCUAUAGAAUAACAAGCAUCAUUGAAUCACUAAUGUUUAUUAGUAAUUAUCCCGUUUUGUUUGCAUUAAAGGCAUGAGCAGUGUUUGCUGUGAUGGAUCCAGUGUAAUCAGUCGCAUAUGCUCUUCAGGUUACGCUCGUAUGACUCUCAAAAUCUUCAUUUGAAAUCAUUUAGUGGAGAAAUGAGAAGGAUUCUUCAAGACGUUUCCGCGCUGUAAAACUGGACUCAUCUCAGGUAGACAGACGAGACAACAUAAUCACUGAAAAACACACUGGUUUUAGUUUGCCUUUUCUCAUUAAGUGAUGAGUUAGUUUAGAGAGGAUUAGUGAUCUGUAACUGGUUACUGUCUAUUCUCAGUUAACUGAAGAGUUUGAUGUGGAAAUCUGACUGACGCUCCUUAAAACUUGUCUGUAGUUCUCAUUCUCGAUUCUGAGCUGAUUUCUGGAUGUUCAUAUCAUACAACAUACUCAAUAUUUUAUAAUGAUUCGUGGUUUGUAAACAGAUACAGGCGAUUCCUUUUAAGGAAGACAUUCCAGAGUUGUACAAAAUGAAAUAAAAUGAUUGUGACUGA